AUGACUUCGAAUUCCAAGGAGCAAAGUAUGUCUUACGUAUCCCGCCGAGGAACAGGGCGGAAUCCUUCGAACCCUGCCAUUCAAUCCUAUCUCCAGGACCAUGAAGGUUCAAGGAUGCCUCAAACCAUAGCGCAGCGCUCCACCUUGCCGCGUUCCCAAGAGCUCCAAGCCUCCAGCUAUCCUGGUCCUCCACCAAGUGACGUUGGAACUUCAAGACUCCCUGCACGCAGCGACUUCACCCAAGAUGAUUCGCUCCCUGGUCUCACCCACGCUAAUAGUUCAAGGCCUUCCCAGUCUGUUUCUGAUGGAAUGGGAGAGAGACAAAUGAAUCGCGCUUUGAGAAUCAUGAUCCCAGAUCCUGAUGGCGCAUUAGAGCCUACCACCCUCCCUCCCCUUCGCAGACCAGACCAAGGUCCUGUCCUCGAAUGUCCAUUCACCUUCCUUAAGUGCUUCAGACAAUUUGCCGUCUCAAACGAGCGAGAAUGGAUCCAGCACAGCUUGGAACAUUUUCGCAUUAUCGAUAGAAGACGGUCGAGCAGGGUCGAUCCGCCGAAGAACAAUUCGUGUUGCUUCUGCUUUCAAACGUUCCAAGCGUCCAGUGGUGUUGACAGUUGGCGAGAUCGCAUGGACCACGUCAAAUUUCAUCAUGCACUUUUGGGCCAUCGUCUGGCGGCUGCUCGACAUGACUUUGCCCUCGUUGAAUACCUCUGGCAAAAUGGGGUGCUGUCGUUGGCGGACUAUCGGGAGUUGAAGCCGAAUGCCGCUGCAGCAUCACGCAGUACGCAGAAUAUCCCGACUCCGCCAGACUCACCACCUGGAACGGGAGCGGUGGCUGUCAUACAUCCGAAUCAACGGCGCGAAGGAAGAUAA
Messenger RNA from Letharia lupina, 870 nucleotides. RefSeq lists its product as uncharacterized. The record is from RefSeq and is a predicted model, not a curated record. NCBI's taxonomy places the organism in Eukaryota, Fungi, Ascomycota, Lecanoromycetes, Lecanorales, Parmeliaceae. Bases 1 to 870 code for a protein of 289 amino acids. The transcript is spliced from 2 exons.